Molecule: messenger RNA, 1902 nt
Organism: Limulus polyphemus (Atlantic horseshoe crab)
Lineage: Eukaryota; Metazoa; Arthropoda; Merostomata; Xiphosura; Limulidae
Product: netrin-1-like
Exons: 5
Source: RefSeq, a predicted model, not a curated record
UGAUACACGCCACAUCAAACCGGGCUCGUGCUUUGAACGGUAGAUAGGUUUAAGUGCACGUAUGAACAAGGAGGAUGUACGCUGUUUGCAGUGGAGGGACGGUGUUGUGUUGGCAGAAGUUCCUGUAGAAAAACGAAAUAUCUUUAUUGUAUGUUGAGGUUUCACCGAUUGUUUUGAUCGAACUGGAUAGAUAUGCUUUAAAUACCGGAUAUUAUCGUAUAACUGUAUGUGUAAUUAAUGGUGUAAGGCUGGCCUCACUAGGUCAGGGAUUACAGGUAAUGUCGGUAAAGAAAUUACAUCCGAAGGAGAGUGAAAAGUUUUGAAAGUAAUACAACUUAACAGGAAAAAUAAACACAAACAAUCGUUAAACUGAAAAAUUUACAGUCUCUUUGCAUAUGGCGACUAGCCUGUUCGGCCUCAAACGACAGAGAAUGCCUGUACGAACGUUGGGUUAUGUCUUGCCGGUGCUCUUAACCUUCUUCUUGCCGUGCGUCUCGCCGUCGUUCCUCAACAUGUUCUCGGCCCAGAAAACAACACUAGACCCUUGUUAUGACGAGCACGGUGUACCAAAACGAUGUAUUCCUGACUUUGUGAACGCUGCUUUCGGCAGGCAAGUCGUGGUGUCCAGUGAAUGUGGAAGUCCCCCCACCCGAUACUGCGAGUAUAAAGCUAACGAAAGAGGAGAGGGUGUUCAGCAGUGUCACACUUGCGACGCCAAUGACCCCAUAACACACCAUUCUGCAGGAUUUCUGACGGACCUGAAUAAUCCGAACAACGUCACGUGCUGGGUGUCUGCCUCCUUCUCCAACCCAUUGCAGAACGUUUCUCUAACACUAUCUCUAGGUAAAAAAUACGAGCUGACCUACGUUAGUCUCCAGCUCUGUAGUCCCAAACCAGAGUCUAUGGUAAUUUACAAAUCUUCGAAUUUCGGUAAAAGUUGGCAGCCUUUCCACUAUUACUCCAGCCAGUGUCAGAAAAUGUACGGAAAACAACUAGACGCCAAGAUCACCAGAGCCAACGAGCAAGAAGCCUUAUGCACAGACUUGGUGUCGGACUCUAAGCCUGUUUACGGGGGUCGGAUUGCCAUGAGCACGCUGGAAAGUAGACCAUCUGCGUACGACUUCGAUAACAGUCCUGUCCUCCAAGAUUGGGUUACGGCUUCAGAUAUCAAGGUUAUAUUUAACCGGCCUGGAGGAUCCUUGUCUGAUUUGGCUGCCUAUAACGGUAGCUACUACUACGCCGUGUCCGACCUUGCUGUCGGAGGAAGAUGCAAGUGUAACGGACACGCUUCCAAAUGCGUUCCCGACCGCAACGGCCAGCUAGCAUGCGACUGUAAGCACAACACUGCCGGUAGGGAUUGUGAGAAGUGCAAGGCCUUUCACUUCGACCGGCCUUGGAGCAGAGCCACAGCUGACAACGCUAACCAGUGUGUCGCCUGUAACUGUAACCUUCACGCCAGAAAAUGUCGCUUCAACAUGGAAUUGUACAAAUUAUCAGGACGCACGAGUGGUGGCGUCUGUCUCAAGUGUCGACAUAACACUGCCGGCCGCCAUUGUCAUUAUUGUAGAGAGGGUUAUUUCAGGGAUCAAGAAAAACAUAUAACCCACCACAAAGCUUGCCGACCGUGUGACUGUCAUCCUGUGGGAUCUUCUGGACGCACGUGCAACCAGACCACUGGCCAGUGUCCGUGUAAAGAUGGUGUCACAGGAGUUACUUGUAACAGAUGUGCUAAAGGUCACCAACAAAGCAGAUCACCCAUCGCCCCAUGUGUCAGGAUCCCUCCGGUUACGUUUACAAAACCACCUAAAAUCACAGGGCCUUCCAAAGAGAAGUCACAAUGUGGAAAAUGCAGGAAACGCAGCCGAAAAAUAAACAGGAAGAAGUAUUGUAAGAGAAAUUAUG